Molecule: messenger RNA, 1413 nt
Organism: Notothenia coriiceps (black rockcod)
Lineage: Eukaryota; Metazoa; Chordata; Actinopteri; Perciformes; Nototheniidae
Gene: igbp1
Product: immunoglobulin (CD79A) binding protein 1
Exons: 3
Coding region: 36-1100 (354 amino acids)
Biological process (GO): regulation of dephosphorylation; regulation of signal transduction
Cellular component (GO): cytosol
Molecular function (GO): protein phosphatase 2A binding
Source: RefSeq, a predicted model, not a curated record
AAUAAUCGAAGAAGAGAGCUGGAGUAAGAGACAAGAUGGCGGACUCUGAAAACAACAACGAUGCUUCCACCGCAGAACCUUCUAAACUAUGUGAUCUCUUAGAGCGGGGCUGGAAGAUAUUUGAUGAGGUAGAUAGUACAAAUGAACCGCUUGCCUCUUCUAGUAUCCAGGUUCGAGUUAAACGCGGUAUCGGUAUGUUGGAAGAGGCGUCUACAAUGGUGGCUCAGCUCGACUUGUUCAGCUGCAAUGAGGAGCUGGAGGAGGUGGCCACGGCCGACCUGAGGUACCUGCUGCUGCCCGCGCUAUGCGGGGCGCUCAGCCUGAAGCAGAGCGGCCGGGACCGACGGCUGGAGAUAGUCCAAACAGCCCGCAACUACUUUAUGGAUUUCUUGAAGAGAUGCCAUGAGUAUAAUCUGUCACGGUUUGAACUUCCGACUGCGAAUGAAAACUCAAGUCCUUGCGAAGCAUCAGAAAACGAAUCCCCUGCGGCUCUGUCUGUCCCUUGCCAGCCAGACCUUGUUUCCAUGGCAGUACGGAGACAAGCUAAGAUCGAGCGCUACCGUCAGAGGAAGGAUCUGGAAGCCAGACUGACGGAUGUACGCAGAGCUGUGGACAGCGGACAGGCCGACGAUGAAGUCACCAGAGAUUUUUACCUUCUUAACGUUCAGAGAUGGGUCACUGUGUGUCUGGAGGAAAUAGAGAGCAUUGACCAGGAGGUGGAGAUACUCCAGAAGAUGGAUGGUCUGAAGCAGGGUGCUGCCAAGCAGCCAGCUCAGCCUGCCAGGCCCCCCAUGAAGCCUUUCAUAAUCACCAAGGACAUGGUUCAGGCUAAGGUGUUCGGGGCAGGUUACCCCAGCCUCGCCACCAUGUCAGUGGAUGAGUGGUAUGAUCAGCACAAGAAACGAGGGGGUCUCCCCGACCAGGGGAUACCCAGGAGGGUUGAUACGGAGGAGGACACUGAUGCGAAGGAGAGAGAAGAAGAAGAUAAAGAGAAAAAGGCUGAAAAUGAUGAUGAGGAGUCACGGCUGAAAACCAGAGACUGGGAUGAUUACAAAGAAAGUCACCGCAGAGGUUAUGGAAACCGCCACAACAUGGGCUGACCAAUCGGGUUCCUCUUUUCUGCUCUAUUCGGUCCAGGUAGUGAACAUCCUUCACAGUUCGGAUCCUUAAGACUGAUUGAAUGAGAAGGUGAUCACAGCAUUGUAAAUUAUUUUCUAAAUGCUGCAGCCGAUUAACUGUCUUUUACAAGGCUGGAUUAAAAGCCCCUCUGUGGUAUGAUGUGUUACAGUGAGUCUUAAUUAUAAUCUACAUUUUGGCUGGACUGAAUCAAACCCAACUAUGAUGCCAAUGUUUGUGCUUGUGGUGUGUAUAUCCUAACUCUUUCUUUGUAAAAUAAAGGCACUGAAGAAACUA